AUGGAAUUUUGUUUAUUACAAAAUUUUAAUAAAAAUGUUGGAAAGUGUAAAUUCUGCAUUACAGUUGAUAAAAAUCACUUUAAUGAUAUAGACAAUUGUGAAUGUAUAAAAUACUUAAACAAUAUUUAUUCAUUUCACUGUCAUAAGACGGGAAGUAAUCCGGAACGUACUAUAAAUACUUUCAAUGAUUUAGAUGAUCAUGAGUCAGAUGAUGGGGGAAAUGAAUUAAGUUAUAUGAUAUUCAAUGAUAUAUUUGAAAAUAAUGUCGUGUACAGGAAACCAUUAAUUUUUGAACUGAAAUCUUAUAUUCAUGAGUAUUUAAAAUUCAUGGAAAAAAGUUAUGAAAAAAUGUAUAAAUUCGAAAAUUAUCACUAUUCAUCAUCGAUUCCAACUCCGUUUACAAAAAUAUAUGAAACAAUCAAACAUCCCUUAACCUCUUAUCAAGCAAUUACAAUCUUAACAAACAUCACAUUUCCGUUAAUUAAAACUAUUGAAACCACAUUGAACUUGACAUCGACUGAUUGUACUUUAAUUAAUUCAUACUGCUAUACAACUAUACCCACUACACUGUGGAGCACCAUAUUAUCAACUUCUCUAAAAACUGAGACAUAUGAUAAAAUCAAAUGCUUUAAAUUUUACACGACAAUUGAUGAUACAAUAACUAGUACUUACACCAAGACUUUUUACAAUUAUUAUUAUGAUACUACAACGGAAACUGAAGUAGAAGAAAAUACGAUUUUAAAAUAUAAAAAUCAAAUGUCAACCAUUAUUGAAACUAAUAUUGAAGAUGUUUAUACAACUGUAUUUGUAGGAAAAAAAACAAUAACUGAUUUUAAUAAAAUUGUGGUAUAUACAACAGAGACAUCCACUGAUAUAUUGAAAAAUACAAAUACUAAUAUUCUGACUGUAACAAAAACUAUUGGCGGUCCUGUUGUCACCAAGACGACAACUAUGACAUCGACCACUACUGACAUAGAUGUUAAAAAAACAGUCACAACGGAGACUACUACAAAAAUAAAGAAGAAAAAGUUAGUGACUGUAUCAACAAAAUGGAAAUCCAGAACAAUUACACAGUAUAGCACAACUCUCACUACAACAACACUUACCAUUUAG
This is a messenger RNA of Tetrapisispora phaffii CBS 4417, 1113 nucleotides long. RefSeq lists its product as uncharacterized. The coding region runs from base 1 to 1113 and encodes 370 amino acids. The transcript has a single exon. Lineage: Eukaryota; Fungi; Ascomycota; Saccharomycetes; Saccharomycetales; Saccharomycetaceae. The record is from RefSeq and is a predicted model, not a curated record.